Trichobilharzia szidati is the source of this 3632-nucleotide messenger RNA. The record is from the annotation of a GenBank genome assembly. NCBI's taxonomy places the organism in Eukaryota, Metazoa, Platyhelminthes, Trematoda, Strigeidida, Schistosomatidae.
AAAAUUUGUCCUACUACCUAUUUUGAUAUUGACUGUGAACUUAGUAAAUGCACAGAUAUCUUCUCCAAACGAAGCACUUGGCCCUCAAGGUCCAAGAGGUGAUCCUGGACCACCUGGACCUGAAGGUGGGAUUGGAGCACCAGGUCCUCGUGGUCCCCAAGGUCCACCAGGCAUAGAUGGUGAACGAGGACCAGCAGGACCUGCUGGCACACCUGGUACACCUGGUCGUGAUGGAAGACCUGGAGUUCCGGGGGUACAAGGUUCCCCAGGACCUCAAGGAAUUGUUGGACCGCCAGGAGAACCUGGAAGUGAAGGAAGUCCUGGGCCACAAGGCUAUCAAGGUCAAGCAGGCGAUAAAGGUGAUACAGGCUUUGAUGGACACAAAGGCUCACAAGGACCCAUGGGACCUCAAGGACCUCAAGGUCCAAUGGGUCCUGCUGGUCCACCGGGGCCAAUCGGCCCACCUGGCCCACCAGGUCCAAGAGGUGAAUCUGGACCAACUGGAAGAGUCGGUGCAGUAGGACCACAAGGACCAAUGGGAAGUCCUGGAAGACCAGGUUCAUCUGGACCUGCUGGACAAAAAGGCGAUCGUGGUUUGACUGGUGCUAAAGGAGAGAAAGGUGAAAAAGGUCCUACUGGACCACCUGGACAUCCUGGAUUGAGUAAAGAGCGAGGAAUUCAGGGUGAAAUGGGUCAUGAUGGCCGUCCAGGUGUCCGAGGUGAACCAGGUCAAAGAGGACCUGAAGGAUCUAUGGGUGUAUCAGGACGACCAGGUGAAAGAGGCACAAUGGGACGUUCAGGACUUCAAGGUCCUAAAGGUGCACAAGGAGAACCGGGUUCAGUUGGAGUAGAAGGACCAACAGGACCCCAAGGUCCAAAGGGUGAGAAAGGCCAGUUGGGACGUCCAGGUGAACGUGGAGAAACUGGACCUCGGGGAGAACGUGGAUUAGCAGGACCAAUAGGAAUAAAGGGUGCACAAGGCGAACUCGGAAUGGCUGGAAGCCCUGGAAGUCCAGGUCUUGAUGGACAGCCUGGACUUGCAGGAAGUCCUGGGGAGCCUGGUGCUCCAGGUGAACAAGGUCUUCCAGGUCCUCCUGGUCCACCUGGACGUCCAGGUCUAGAUGGAGCACCUGGUGUUCGUGGUGAAAAUGGUGCCCAUGGAAUGAACGGAGUGCCUGGAGUGAAAGGAGGAUCAGGACCAGUGGGGCCGGUUGGGUUACCUGGAGCAAGUGGAACACCUGGACAUGCUGGACCAAUGGGACCUAUGGGUCAAGUAGGACCAAGAGGACCAACAGGUGCUAUAGGACCUGUUGGUGAACAAGGACUUAAAGGUGCAACUGGAUUACCAGGUGGUCAUGGUGACAGUGGAGAUAUAGGUGAUCCUGGACCUGAUGGAGAAACUGGCCCAGAAGGUCCUGCAGGUGCUGUUGGCCCACCAGGACUACCAGGUCCAGUAGGAGAUCAAGGUCCUGAAGGUCCUGUAGGUGCUUCUGGACCACCUGGACCAGCAGGUUAUGAUGGUCCACCUGGAGCGGAUGGAAAAGAUGGAUUGGCUGGCAAGGAUGGUAAACCUGGUCCUCAAGGCCCACCAGGUGAGCCAGGCGCUGUAGGCAAACCUGGUCGAAGAGGUGAUCGUGGACCGCCUGGACCACAGGGUAAAAGAGGCAAAAAAGGUCAAGAGGGUGUAAUGGGACCACCAGGAGUCUAUGGUGUUAUCGGUUUAGUCGGUGUACCUGGUCCAAAUGGAGAAACUGGAGUUGAUGGUGCAGCUGGUGAUCCAGGACUUCCUGGCCUUCCGGGUACCGAUGGUCGUCUGGGUUUACGUGGACAACCUGGACUACGUGGUCCACCUGGACUUCCGGGUGUAGUCAAGGUUCAAGCUGCCACCGCUGGUGGGACAGGAUUGCCAGGCGACCGUGGGCAUCCAGGUCCUUAUGGCCCUAGUGGAGAACCAGGAGCUAAAGGUGCGGCGGGAGAGAGAGGGCUUCCGGGUGAUGUUGGUGAUCCAGGAGAUCGAGGUCUUUCAGGCCCACCUGGGCCCCCAGGACCAGAUGGCCAACCAGGAAUCGAUGGAGAAGAUGGUCCAGACGGUGUUCCAGGGGAUGACGGGCCACCUGGUCCUCCAGGGCCAUUUGGUGAACCUGGUCCAGCUGGAGAACAAGGUCCACAAGGUCCACCGGGAAAUAAAGGUGCAAUGGGAAUGACAGGUCCUCGAGGAGAAACUGGUCAAAGAGGUGCACCUGGGCCAAUAGGAGCAACAGGAGACGUUGGAGAACCUGGUCUGACUGGACCUCCAGGGUUAAACGGAAAUGUGGGGAGAAAGGGACCAACUGGUCAGCGUGGACCUCCUGGAGUAAGAGGAAAACCAGGAGAGCCAGGAGAGCCUGGUAAGCCUGGGGAAGCAGGCCCACAUGGUUACCCGGGAUUCAUGGGACCUCCAGGUGAACCAGGUCCAGAAGGCCCACCUGGUAGCGAAGGCAGUGAGGGUCCACCGGGAGAACAAGGACCACCUGGUAGGUACGGAGAAGUUGGUGAGAUUGGUGAUCCGGGUGACCCGGGACCACCUGGGCGUGCUGGACCACCAGGCCGCCGAGGACCUGCUGGUUUCCCAGGUGCCAGAGGUCCACCAGGAGAAGUUGGUAAACCAGGAGAACCUGGACCUGUUGGUUCCAUUGGACGUGCUGGUAUGCGCGGACCUCGUGGAGCAGUCGGCGGUGUAGGAGUUGCUGGAAGCAAGGGUGAGCCAGGACUUGCAGGUGCUGCUGGGUCUCCUGGAGAACCAGGACCUAGAGGUGAUUCUGGACAACCAGGUCUUCCAGGAAAAGAUGGUCGUCCGGGCAAACAAGGAGAGCCAGGCCCGAAAGGAGCUCCAGGUGGGAAGGGACCAAUCGGCCCACCAGGACCUCCAGGUUUGGACGGUCCUAUGGGUUAUCCAGGUGAUCAAGGACCAAGAGGUCCUCCAGGCCCAAUAGGGGAAACAGGACCGAUGGGCCCAAGAGGUUCACGAGGUGAUCGAGGAGAUCCUGGUGAAGUUGGCCCACUUGGACCUCCAGGAAGAGAUGGUGAUUUGGGACCCCCUGGUCCACAAGGACCAUCUGGUCCUCCAGGUCUACCUGGUCCACCUGGUCAGAUAGUAUCAAUGCAAGCUCGAGCCUCAAGAACCAAGGGAAUAAUGUAUAGCGAUGACCCUGCAAUUAAAAGAAGAUUUGGAAAUAUCGCCGCAAAUGUGCCAUUGGGAACAGUGGAUUCUCCGGCUAGAACUUGCGCACACCUAGCAAGUAUACAUCCAAAUAAACCAGACGGUGAAUACUGGAUUAAUCCUAUUGGUGAUAUCGUGAGUAGCUCAGUUAAAGUGAAUUGUCGUAUGAAAACUAGAGAAACUUGUAUUAAACCGAAACAAGACAAAAUUUCAGUGGAUAAACUAUCGCCUUCCCUUGUAGGCAGUCAAUUCUGGCUUCAACAUAAAACUCAAGUGAAUGAGUUCAAUUAUGCCAUAGAUCCAGAACAGCUUAAUUUCUUAAAGAUAACAAGUGACGCUGCUGUACAACGAAUCUAUUUCUCAUGUACAGGCUUAUUGAAGUCAGAAUCUAAUUCUACGGCAUCAUUAGCUGAAAGUAUUAGUCUACUAGGAG